Messenger RNA from Monodelphis domestica (gray short-tailed opossum), 2477 nucleotides. It is a transcript of the gene TTC19, whose product is annotated as tetratricopeptide repeat domain 19. Gene Ontology annotation, molecular function: protein binding. Gene Ontology annotation, biological process: mitochondrial respiratory chain complex III assembly. The record is from RefSeq and is a predicted model, not a curated record. Lineage: Eukaryota; Metazoa; Chordata; Mammalia; Didelphimorphia; Didelphidae. Gene Ontology annotation, cellular component: mitochondrial inner membrane.
AUGUGGGGCCCGUUAAGUCGCAGCCUCGGCCGGGGCCUCCUGGCGGCCGCGAGCAGACGGCGCCGGGGCUACGCGCGGCUCCUGCUGGCGGGGCCCCGCGGUGGCGGGGGUGGAGGCCGGCGGGGCGCCGAGGUGGCCGCCAACAAGCCGCCUCGCGUAGGGCAGGGCCGUUCGGGCCGCGGGCUGUGCGUAGUGGCGCUGGCUGCGCUGUCCUGGUUCUUCAAGAGCGCCCCCACCGUGGUGGAGGAGGAGGAAGACGAGGAGGAGGCGGUGGAGAGGGAGGAGGAGGAGAGCCCUCCCUCGGAGGCCGAGCUCCAGGUCAUCCACCUGCUCAAGCGGGCCAAGUUAUGCAUCAUGAAGAAGGAACCCGAUGAUGCGGAGCGGCUGCUGCAUCAGGCCCUUCACCUGGCUCAGAAGGCAGACAUCAGAAAGGCUAUCAUCUAUACCUAUGACAUGAUGGCUAACUUAGCCUUCAUGAGGAAUCAGCUUGAAAAAGCAGAAAAGCUUUUUAAAGCAACAAUGAGCUAUCUCCUGGUUGGGGGCAUGAAGCAGGAGGACAAUGCAAUAGUUGAAAUAUCCCUAAAGCUGGCCAGUAUCUAUGCUUCUCUGAAAAGACAGGAAUUUGCUUUUGCUGGCUAUGAGUUCUGCAUUUCAACACUAGAGAAAAAAGUCACAAGAGAGAAGGCAUUAACCGAAGAAGCUAUGCCCGCUGAAGAGAAGGCCAAUACCCACCUGCUGCUGGGCAUGUGCUAUGACUCCUUUGCUCGAUACCUCCUUGAUAUCAGCCGGCUCUCCGAAGCACAAAAAAUGUAUGAAAAAGCCUUGCAGAUUUCCAGCGAGAUAAGAGGAGAAAGACACCCACAGACAGUGGUUCUAAUGAAUGACCUGGCCACUACCCUAGAUGCCCAAGGCCGCUUUGAUGAGGCCUAUACUUAUGUGAAGAAGGCAACGGAGCUGGCAAGGCAGAUUGAGCACCCUGAGCUCCACCGGGUGCUCAGUAACAUGGCAGGAAUCUUGAUGCACAAAGCAAGCUUUGUCGAAGCCAAACAUGUGUACGAGGAAGCCCUGAAAGAGGCUGAGCUAAAGGGAGACGUGGCUUUCAUUGAGCACAUCAAGAUGGAGCUGACUGAGCUGGCCAGCAGUCGGGGUGUUUGACUGUUUCACCCAGGGCUCCAACAGGCUCUCCCUGAGGAAACAAAGUCAGUCUGAUUCUGAAAUGAAAACCAAAAAGCGACACUCUUUGGGUCCAGGAUCUCAGGGAAUGGCAGACUGAAAUGAAGAGUCAUCUUUAAGAUUAGUAGCUUAAGAUUUACAAAGUCUAACAUCAUCAUGCAUUUAUCUACCUGUCUACUUCCAGAAGUCCUGGAGAAAUCCUCUGUGGCCCCCUCCCCACCAAGCCCCUAGUCCCUGCUUUAGCAGGUCCUCCGAGGCCAGCCUAGUUUUACACUUAAGAUAUUGUUCCAUUUUAAUCCAGAGCUCUCCAGGGUAGCCUGGCCAUCCAGGUUCUUUUCCCGUGGGGGGUGGACGCCACUACAAUUUCUAGGGUCGGUUCCGGUGAGACUCGUCUACACUGUGGUAAAACGAGGCGACAAGGCAAACAGAGAGCUAGCUGAUGCCCUUUUAUUGAUUGGUCUGAAUCCAGAAGUCACUGACUACUAAAGACAUUGUGUGCUGGGGGAGGGGAUAUGGGGAAGGGAAGAAAUUAAAUCUCAUCAUUACACAUGGGUUUUCAAGUCUUAAAUGUUUUCAAAUCUGAAUCAGUGAACAUACCAAGAUGAAAACAUUGUGAGAGCACGGAUCAUAAUUGAGCAUUGAAAAUGUUGUAAACUGCCUUUGUAAAAUUGAUUGGAACAAGAGAGAACCAACUACAGAAGGCUACUUGAAUUGGGACCAGUCUCAACAUGGGCCCUGGAUGCUGGAAUCGACGAGGGGGGCUGCUUCAAGGCUAAACGCCAAGAACAGGACUGGAGGAGGCCAGAAAGUCCGAGGGCAAAGUUCCCUUGGAGGUGAUGACAGAGGGAGGAAGGACCGAGACUUCUAUCAUUUUCUUACAGAAACCACCAGGGCUACCAGUGGCCAAAAUUCACACUCUGACUGAAGGCGUGCACAUUCUGUGGUUGCUCCAUAAGUAAAGCCAUUUAGAAUACCUUAUUAGAGAAGUAGAAACUGAAUGACCGUUGUGGGGAAGAGCAAUUAGACAUUCCCUGUUUGUUUGACACCAGAAGACAGAGAAAUGGGCAGAAGUUGCAAAUCUAAAUCUUUUCCUAACAAGUAGAGUUGCCUACAGGUGGGAUGGUGGGUUCCCCUGCCCUGGGGUUGAGUGACCUGUUUAGAGGAGCUUUCAAGGGAUUUGUGUUCAGGUCCGAGUUGGUAUUAAUGACUGGAGGACAUCAGGAACUCCUUGAGGCUCUAUCUAAUUGUACAAACACAAAAUGACCUGCUCUUAGAAAUUAAACAGAACAGUAUUUCAAAUUGUA